Molecule: messenger RNA, 4417 nt
Organism: Pantherophis guttatus
Lineage: Eukaryota; Metazoa; Chordata; Lepidosauria; Squamata; Colubridae
Biological process (GO): negative regulation of gene expression; protein poly-ADP-ribosylation
Cellular component (GO): nucleus; cytoplasm
Molecular function (GO): NAD+ poly-ADP-ribosyltransferase activity; transcription corepressor activity
Source: RefSeq, a predicted model, not a curated record
GUUUCCCAAUACUUGGAUGAAGCUAGUGCAAAUCAGGCCCCUUCCAGGAAUGAUUCUGCCAUGUCCGGUAGAAGAUUCUCUUUCUUUUGCUGCAGAGCCGGUGGGAUUAUGUCGUAUGGAAGAACCACUUUUCCUCCAGUACCUUGAGGAAACUUCAAGUGCCUUCAAUGAAUUUCAAGUGCAACUGAAAAAGGCUGGUUAUGACAUCCAGGUGGACAUGGAUCAGAAACUGUUGACAUUCCAGGCCAUUGAUCAGUCUGUGCAGCUGCUUGACUUAGAAAAAGCCUUUGAGUUUGUGCGAAAGAAAUACGUGCUGCAUUGUGAGACACGAGAAGAGAUUCUAAAAGUCUUGAUUGACCACCAAAGUCUUAUGGAUAGAUUUGAAUCCCUCAGGAUCUAUAUCCUUGACCAAAUGUGGCUUGUAGGCCUGUUGGAUGAGAUCAAGUGCUUCUUACAAUGGCUCACCCAUGAGGCAUCUCAAAGGGAACCUGUGAUCUGGGAGUACACAGCUGAGCCACUGCCCCGGUAUACUAUUGCCAAAGAUGUUGUACUUCAGGAGUUGCUCCCAAUCAGUCCUAUGAUAAACCUUGAAAUUACUGCUAAGACUCCAGCAACUAUCAAAUUCUGGGGACCCUGUCAGAGAGUCAAGGAAGCAAAGGAGUGUUUCGAGGAGGUCUUGAACAGCUUCCAGAUUCUACCAGUUCCUUUGUCCAAUUUCCAGUUGCAGUUUGUCAUGGCACAUUGGGACAAAGCGUUCUGCAACAGUUUCUUCCUAGACAGGAGUAUCCCAGUUGUUUUGGAGCUCUCUGAGGUUGUCCAGAUUGUUGGCCUAGACUUGGGCAAAAUGAAAGAAGCCAAAGAGAUCCUCAUGGAGCUAGUGUGUGAAAGAGCUAUGGAGAUUGCAGAGGAUGUGAAAUGGGCUACGGAGUCUUCAGAAUGGAAGCUGCUGCUGCAGCAGAGUCUGGAAACUCAUAAGGGAGUAGCCAUUCAUCACGUGGCACCUGAUUGGGUGAUCCUUGUAGGCUUCUGUCCUAUGGUCACUGAAGUAGAAAAAUCUAUUAAGGCAUAUUUGAGUGAGAAUUCCCAAGUGGAAGAAAAAGUGAGUCUUACUAGACUAGAAUUAGUUUUAGCUGGGAAGGAUCUGCUUCAUAUAAUAGGCUGGGAACAUCUCAGCAUGAACGUUGCAGUCCAGGUGAACAGUGAGUCUUCAGUGCUGCAGGUGAGAGGUCUUCAAAAAUAUGUGAAGAAAGCCAUUCCAGUCAUCAAGAAGAACUUGGAUUCUUUGGUGCUUGAUGUAAUACCUGUAAGGAAGAGAAUUGUUAGAGAAUACGUCUUUGGAAUUGGAGCACAUCUACUCAAGAGCAUGGCUUGGCAUUUGCAUUGCAUUGCUAGGAUGCAGACUGAAGAGUCCGAGGAUUGGAAGAAGAUCAUAGACAAGGACUUCAUAAAAAAAAGAUUUGAUACAGGCAUUUCAGAGGCAAUAUAUAUAAUGGGCAAAUGGAAGCCCAUAAUCUCGUUGAAGCAAAUUGUGGCCAGUCUCCUUGCACAGUUCUGUACGGAAUCCAUCUGUCAUGAAGCAAUUGCCACUUUCAAAAAUAUGAACAUCAAUGAGUUCCUUAGUAAUGUAUCCCACAGGCUUCCUGUAGAUAUCAGUUGGUUGCAGGAUAAUGAAAUCCAGAUUAGUGGUUUCCCAAAAGAUGUGGAGCAAGUUCUGGAAGCUGUUCAUAGAAAGAUUGAGAAAUAUCACUCUGAAAUAAUUGAAGUCAAAGCUCAAUAUGAGUCAAUCCCUUAUACUAUUAUAAAAGAAAGCUUGUUCCAGAACAGAUUUCCAACAAGCCCUUUUGUAAGCACAGAAGUCUUGGGCAAUGAUCCAGCAACCAUCAUAUUUAGAGGUCCCCGUCAGAAGUUGGUAGAACUGAGGAGGCAGUUUGAGGAAUUCCUUAGUGGUUUUCAAUUUUUACCAGUCUCUCUCUCCGAAAUCCAGUUUCAGUUUGUCAAGGCACAAUGGGGCAAGCUUUUUCACAAUGGCUUUUUCUGGGAAAGGAACAUCCAAGCCAUUUUGGAGAUCUCUGAAAUUGUUCAAGUUGGUGGCUUAAACUUGAGUGAAAUCAAAGAAGCUGAAAAGACCCUAAUGGAACAGAUGUGUGAGAAGACUGUAGAGAUUGCAGAUCAGUUGCAAUGGGUCACUGAGGAGCCAGAGUGGGAAGACUUGCUAAACAGAUUAAAGUCUCUUAAGGAAGUUGCCGUUCAUUACACUCCAUCCAAUCAGGUGACCGUGAUUGGCCCUCCUCUUCAGACUGCUAUGGCAGAAGAAUAUAUUAAGGACUACCUAAGAGACAAUUCCCCAUUGAAAGAAAGUAUGUUGCUUAUUAAACCAGAAUUAAUGUUAACUGGGGAGAGUGUCCUUCAUAUUAUGAAUUGGGAACACCUCAAGGUGAACAUCAAAUUCAAGCAAAGUCAUUAUAAAUUGUCACUGCAAGUGAAAGGACUCCGGAAAUUUGUGAAGGAAGCUAUGCCUGUGAUCAAGAAAGAUUUGGACUCUCUGGUGCUUGGUAUGAUACCUCUGGAGAAGAAAGAAUUAUGCAUCUACUUCUCUGAAGAUGGAUCAGAUCUUCUGAAGAACAUGGCAGAAACUCAGAAUUGUAUUGUAAGGAUGCAAACUCAGGAGAGCCACUGCUCUAGCAAUGGUGGAGUCUUGCAAGGUUUAGCUGAGGACCACAAGGCUGUGAUCCAUGUAGUAGGAAUAGAAAGCAAAGUUACUUUUCUCAAGCAGCAUUUGUCAAAUUUUAUUGCCAAAUUCCACAAAGAAACCAUCUGUAGUGCCGAGAUGUCAACCUUCACUGAUGACAGCCUUAAAGCCCUUUGCAAAACUAACAUGCCUCAGUAUCCAGUUGGCUUCCAUCGCCUAAGAGAAAAGGUGGUUUGGAUUUAUGGUUCUCAAAAAGAUGUUGAAAAUAUUUCUGGGAAGAUUUACAGCAAGUUAGAGAAAUUUCUCUUUGCAAAGAUCCAAAAAGCUCAAGCGGAAGAGGCAGUUUCCAAGCUUCUGUAUGAGACUGUCCGUUGGCAUCAUAGAUCUGAUGCCGGAUGGUCUAGCUUUGACAUACUAACCAAUCACUAUCUGGAGCAGGAAUAUGGUAAGAAGAAAAUGGCAACACUACUGUCAUGGAAUGGCGAAAAACUGAUGAUUAAUUUUCUGACGAGUGAAGCCUUCAUCUUGGGCAAGAGAAAAUUCAAGAUAAGGAGAGAUAUCUGCUUAUGGGACAAAAAUAUUGCUCCCUUCUGGGAAGCCAUGGAUGAAUGUUUAGUUAAGAAAGUGGAACUGCAGUCAUAUUCAAAGGAAUAUCAGGAUGUGAUGAGGAAUUUCAACAAGACAGCUGGGAACUACAAAGUUGUCAGAGUAGAGAGGAUCCAAAACCGAUAUUUGUGGGUUUCCUAUUGCUGGAAAAAAAGCUGGAUGGAGAAGAGAAAUCCAGAAGGGACACAGAAUGAACUCAUUCUCUAUCAUGGAACAGUGCCAGAGAACUGUUCCUCUGUCUGUGAAAUUGGCUUCAAAAAUGCUUUUCGAAAACAAUGUAUCUACGGACAAGGCAUUUAUUUUUCCGCCGUUGCUGGCCGUUCUGUGUUCUACGCCAAACCAGAUCACCAGGGGCUCCGAUACAUUUUUCAAGCUCGAGUUCUCACCGGGGAAUAUGAUUGUGGAAGCGUAAAUAUGGUAUUGCCUCCAAUGAAAGAAGAGGGAAACGGCCGCUACGAUAGUUUGGUGGACGUUCUUCAUAACCCGAAUAUUUUUGUGAUCUUUUUUGAUGAUCACGCUUACCCUGAAUAUUUGAUCACCUUCCGUGACUAGGCAUCUUCAUAGCCAUUCUGAGAGAUGGGAAACUACCUUACUGGAAUACAACUGGAAACAUGCAGAUCCUCUGACGUGAAGAACGAAGAUAACAAUUUCAGGGGGUAUAUAGUGUAUUGUUUGAGGGGAGAUCGGUGGAGAAUAAUGAAACAUGCAAUUCAAUUUCAAGUGGAGAUCUUAUCCUCCGGAAAUGGUUUGUGAAACAUCCUCAUGUCAGGAAUGAAUUGUACCAUCCCUAACUCAUCCUCCCAAUCCCACUUAUUCUUAUGUGUGACACAGCUCUACCUACUUUGCAAUUCUCUGCCUCCCUGAGAUUAAAUAUUGAAUGAAGUAAGUAUUAAGGAUAAUUCUAGCCAUCGAAAGGUUACCUGUUCUUGUUUUGUUUAUCUUUUCAGAAUCACCCUCAUAAUAGAAAGAAAUGGAGGGUACAUCAUUAUGGAAUGACGGUUUAGUUUCUUUAGUUUCUUUCUUUUGACCGCGUGAAACUAAAAAUUUUCUUUUAGUUUCACGUGGUCAAAUAUCCAAUUCUUCUGGCUAUUGUUCAUUUCUCAUUUCAGUAUAUCAUUUCAG